GCAAUGUAAAAAAUGGCCGCCGCACGGCCAGAGUGAAUGGAGAUCGCGGCUCCAAGAAAAUGGCCGCCGCGAUCUCGCGCGUGCGCACUAGUGAGGGGAGGAAGCCGUUUGGAUCUCGCGGGGAGCGCGAGAUCCAAGAUGGCCGCCGUGCGCACAGGGGACCGUUGGAGGCGUACUCCAAGGACCAAAAGCCCGGGAAAACGCGGCAAAAAUGCCGCGCGGAGAAAAACUGGGUUAAAGAG
This is a messenger RNA of Pelobates cultripes (western spadefoot toad), 242 nucleotides long. Lineage: Eukaryota; Metazoa; Chordata; Amphibia; Anura; Pelobatidae. The record is from the annotation of a GenBank genome assembly.